This is a messenger RNA of Saprolegnia parasitica CBS 223.65, 771 nucleotides long. RefSeq lists its product as hypothetical. Bases 1 to 771 code for a protein of 256 amino acids. NCBI's taxonomy places the organism in Eukaryota, Oomycota, Saprolegniomycetes, Saprolegniales, Saprolegniaceae. The record is from RefSeq and is a predicted model, not a curated record. The transcript has a single exon.
AUGACGACUUUUGCCUGCCUUGCGCUCAUGCGCUUCGACCAACUGCGCCUCGUCGGCUUUCCACCACAGGCCAACGACUGGAUCAGCCAAGCGAUCCUGCGCGCAUGGCCUGACGGCAUCUCAGCCGGCAAGGCCCACCCGCGCUGCUAUGAGAUCAAGCUCGGCGGGACCCCGUGGGCGCCCAAGGGCCAUGAUGCCAUGCACGCGCGCUUCCUUAUGCUCGAGAUCCUCACGGAGCUCAAGCGCCACGGCUACACCCUCCACUCGUCCAGCGACGUCGCCAACUCGGAGCGCGCACGUGAUACGCUCGUCUUCCGCCAUGGCCUCCUCGAGGAGUCGCCGGCGAUGUUUGCGAUCUCGACCAACGCGAGCGACCUUCUGCGCUUGCUGCGCGCACCAGCCGAGCUUGAACCCGUGGUCGAGCAGCUCAUUGCGCGCCACUGGCCGCCAGGGCUGCAUCGCAAGACGCUCGACGUCGUGCCGGGCUGCGCCGAGUUCAAGUUUCGAGAGUGUCCAUGGGCCUUCAACGUCAUGCACAACAUGAACGACGACGACAGCGACGACGCACGCAUCUUCCUACUCCACCUCUUUGCCACGCUCGAGGAACGUGGGUGGCACUUGUACGGCUCGAUUGGCCAAGCGACGAGCAUCUUCUCGGACGGCCGCGCCAAGGACACGUGUUACUUUUACCACGCGGUUCCAUUUGCAGUACCAGUUGUGAAGGUGCCUACCGAUCCGAUGGCCCCGUCGGCGCCAGCGUUCAUGGCCUAG